This is a messenger RNA of Asparagus officinalis (garden asparagus), 1469 nucleotides long. RefSeq lists its product as uncharacterized. NCBI's taxonomy places the organism in Eukaryota, Viridiplantae, Streptophyta, Magnoliopsida, Asparagales, Asparagaceae. The coding region runs from base 348 to 1007 and encodes 219 amino acids. Gene Ontology annotation, biological process: endomembrane system organization. The record is from RefSeq and is a predicted model, not a curated record. The transcript has a single exon.
GUGAAAAACUUUUCCACCGAGUUAAAAAACGAACUAAACAGCCCCUAAAACUACAAAGGUUCUAUCCACAAUUGGGCGACCAUAAUAACCUGUGGAUACCCAAGCUUUUCCCUAAAUAUAGUAACCCGUUUCUGUUACCCAACAGACGCAAGCACACAGUUAUUGUUCAAACAAAGAAACCUCAAAACCCCCCGCAACCCCCGCCAAAAAAACGUUUUCAGUUCCUUCCAAGCUAUCCCAACUCUCUUCUUCCCUUCUACUCAUUACCACCUCCACUUUAUAACAUCAAUCAAACCCCCAAAAUCCUAAUCCAAACUACAUCUGAACCCUAAAGAGGCAAUCAAACAAUGGAGAACAAAGCAACAGCCAUAGCCUCAGCCUCAGUAUCGUAUCAUAUGAUCGAAGACGAAGAAGCUCAGCCUCUCCUAGCGAACCGUCAUUCAAACCCACGAAGCGAAGAUCAGAGCACUCUGAUACAGCGAGCCAUCAGCCAAACAUUCAAGAGCACUGCCCAUCUCGCCAAUCUCCUUCCUACAGGCACUGUGCUCUCUUUCCAGCUAUUAUCCCCGAUAUUCACAAACCAAGGCAACUGUCAUCCCGUUAACAAAACCAUGACUUCUUUCCUCGUCGCAUUAUGUGGUCUUUCUUGUUUUCUUCUCAGCUUCACCGAUAGCUUCAGAGAUGACAAAGGAGAGGUUCGUUAUGGCUUGGCAACAUUCAAGGGUUUGUGGGUAAUUGACGGAAGUGCCCCUUUGCCUCCUGAGAAGACGGAAAGUUAUAAGAUGAAGUUUAUUGAUUUUGUUCAUGCCUUUAUGUCGUUGAUGGUCUUUGUUGCUGUUGCUCUGUUUGAUCAGAAUGUUGUGUCAUGCUUUUAUCCUGUUCCUUCCGAGGAUAUGGAGCAGGUUUUGAUGGCGUUGCCGGUUGGGAUCGGGGUUUUGUGUAGCAUGAUGUUUGUGACUUUUCCUACUACUCGCCAUGGUAUUGGUUUUCCUCUUUCACCUCGUUGACGGCUCUGGCAAAUAUCAGAAUGUAUAAAGUGUAAGAUAUGAUAUUCUAAAAAAAUGUAUGAGAGAAAGCAUUCUUGUUGUUUUCUCUGGGGACAAUAACGUAUUAGUGCUCCCAUAUAGUCAACUACAAUUCAGACAAACUUCUAUAUCGUGCUCUUUUAUUUUUGUAACGGGUUAAUCGCAGCUGGAGCUGUGUACUAUCGCCCAAUUGCUGAUAGAUCCCCUGUAGUUCUAUUGCUGCAGAUAGAACCCCUAAGAUAACUUCUUCAAUGCUUUUACCCUCAAAGAAUGAGAAAAUUAUCUUUUGACAGGUAGAAGACGUCCUGAGGGUAAAAGAGAGAAGGGGGAAAAAAUCACUCAGAGGGUCUAUCCACACCUGGGCAAUAAUACAGGCGUUAUAUCCACAAUUAACCCGUUAUAAUAAUAUGGGUAAGGUCUCCUUUUUCCCCUGAAAAGAAAAGG